AUGUCAUCCAUCCUGAACAGCCUCCUCCACGCUACCAACUACAGAAAUCCAUUCCUACGCACUCUGGUCCCCUCCAUCGGUCUAGCAUUCGGACUGCAAGCAGCAACAGCAGUGCCCUCGAUCCUGUUCCAGACCGAGCGUUUCUACGACCUCUCGGGCUCCAUCACCUACAUCUCCUGCGCAGCCCUCUCCCUCUACCUCCCCACCAUCCGUGCCCGUCUCGCAGCUGGUGCAGGCAAUGGACCCGCAUGGCCAAGUCUUCUUGCCAGUCUAACCUCCAAGGGCGGCGUCAACGCCUGGAACUGGCGACAGGUCGUGCUCAGCGCAGCGGUGACCAUCUGGGCGACACGGCUGGGUAGCUUUCUCUUCAGCAGAAUCACCGCAGAGGAUGGGAAGGACAGCAGAUUCGACAACAUUCGAGAGAAGCCACCAAAGCUCUUGGUAGCGUUCGUUGCGCAGGCAGCAUGGGUCUCGCUCUGUCUUAUGCCAGUCCUCGCCAUCAACAGCAUCCCGUCAGCAACUCUGGCUGCGUUGCCAUUUGUGACCAUUACAGAUGUCAUUGGCGUGCUCCUGUACGUUGGUGGUAUCACCUUUGAGGCUACGGCAGAUCGACAGAAGAGUCAGUGGAUGAAGGAGAAGAAAGAGAAGAAACACAGCGAAGACUUCUUGACCAGAGGUCUGUGGAGCAAGAGCCGUCACCCGAACUACUUUGGAGAGUCCACCUUAUGGACUGGUAUUGCUACCACCGCAGCGGGUGUGAUGAUGAGCAGCAUUGGACAGGCCGGUAUGGGCUUCAGUGGAAGUGGUACCGCGAGGAUCGGAGCUUUGGCAAUGGCUGCCGUCUCCCCAGCUUUCGUUACCUUCUUGCUCUUGAAGGUCUCCGGAAUCCCAAUGAGCGAGAACAAGUACGACAAGCGAUACGGCAACCGCAAAGACUAUCAGCAAUGGAAGAAGGAUACACCCAUGUUCAUCCCAAAGCUGUAG
Messenger RNA from Fulvia fulva, 984 nucleotides. RefSeq lists its product as uncharacterized. Gene Ontology annotation, molecular function: oxidoreductase activity, acting on the CH-CH group of donors. Gene Ontology annotation, biological process: lipid metabolic process. Bases 1 to 984 code for a protein of 327 amino acids. Gene Ontology annotation, cellular component: membrane. The transcript has 2 exons. NCBI's taxonomy places the organism in Eukaryota, Fungi, Ascomycota, Dothideomycetes, Mycosphaerellales, Mycosphaerellaceae. The record is from RefSeq and is a predicted model, not a curated record.